Molecule: messenger RNA, 886 nt
Organism: Cyprinodon variegatus (sheepshead minnow)
Lineage: Eukaryota; Metazoa; Chordata; Actinopteri; Cyprinodontiformes; Cyprinodontidae
Product: synaptosomal-associated protein 25-like
Exons: 7
Coding region: 74-721 (215 amino acids)
Biological process (GO): exocytosis; synaptic vesicle priming; synaptic vesicle fusion to presynaptic active zone membrane
Cellular component (GO): plasma membrane; SNARE complex
Molecular function (GO): voltage-gated potassium channel activity; syntaxin-1 binding; SNAP receptor activity
Source: RefSeq, a predicted model, not a curated record
GAUGGAUGGAUGGAUGAAAGUAAUAAUAACAUUUUCAUAUUUCCAGACAUAAUCAAAUUAAGACUGAACCAAAAUGGCCACCAGCUGCGCUGACCCGCCCGUCCUGACAGAGCAGGAGGAGCUGCAGAGGAGAGCCAAUCAAGUUACAGAUGAAUCCCUUGAAAGCACCAGGCGGAUGGUUCAGCUGAUGGAGGAGAGCAAAGAUGUUGGCAUCAGAACUGUGGUGAUGUUAGAUGAACAAGGAGAGCAGCUGGAGAGGAUUGAGGAAGGCAUGGACUCCAUCAACAGGGACAUGAGGGAGGCAGAGAAGAACCUGACAGACAUGGCUCAGUGCUGCGGCUUGUGCAUAUGGCCGCUCAGGAAACUGAAAGCCUUUGAGGAGAGCGGGCCGUACAAGGCGGUUUGGGGCAGAGCCUCCAAUCAGGACGGGGUUGUAUCCGAUCAGCCUCCGACGUCUCGGGUUGUUGAUCAGCGAGAGCAAAUGGUGAUGAGUGGAGGAUACAUACGCAGGGUGACUAAUGAUGCUCGUGAGGAUGAGAUGGAGCAGAACCUGGCUCAUGUGGGGAGCAUCAUGGGGAAUCUAAAAAGCAUGGCUUUGGACAUCAGCAAUGAGCUGGAAUCGCAGGGUGGCCUGAUUUCUCGCAUUAACGAAAAGGCCAACGUUAAUGUUUCCCGCAUUGAAGCCGCCAACCAGAAGGCAAACAACCUGAUGAAGCGAUAGGAGCACAGGACUGAAUAAGUGAGGGACUGCCUUUGAUUCAAUGAGUCGAUGCAAUCAACUGAUUUUCCUUAGAUGGAAACUUUGACUCAAUUUGACUGUAUCAUCCCGUGAACUGUAAAGUGCCUUGAGAUGACAUCUGUUGUGAAUUGGCACUAUUAAAUAAAA